This is a messenger RNA of Phragmites australis (common reed), 1047 nucleotides long. RefSeq names its product Golgi SNAP receptor complex member 1-1-like. The record is from RefSeq and is a predicted model, not a curated record. Bases 268 to 924 code for a protein of 218 amino acids. The transcript is spliced from 5 exons. Gene Ontology annotation, molecular function: SNAP receptor activity. NCBI's taxonomy places the organism in Eukaryota, Viridiplantae, Streptophyta, Magnoliopsida, Poales, Poaceae. Gene Ontology annotation, cellular component: cis-Golgi network; Golgi membrane; SNARE complex. Gene Ontology annotation, biological process: endoplasmic reticulum to Golgi vesicle-mediated transport; vesicle fusion.
UCGGCCGCGGAGCGGAGCCCUGCCCGGCUGCACCCGACCGGUUGACCGCGCCACCCGACCUGGCGCCUCUCCCUCUCCGACACGUCGGGGCAUCGGGCUCGGCAGUCGGCACCACCAACUACCCCCCUUCCUCCCGUCUCUCUACCCUCCCCUCCCCUCCCACCCACCGAUUCGCUCGACGCCCGCCCGCCCGCGCGCGCGCGAGAUCCAGGCGCCACCGCCGCGACGAACCGCUAGGACGGCGCCGGAGAGGAGGAGGUGGGGGCCAUGGAGGCGUCUUCCUGGGACGCCCUUCGCAAGCAGGCGAGGAGGUUGGAAGCUCAGUUAGAUGACCAAAUGAUUGCAUAUCGUAAGUUGGUUUCUAUGAAAUCGGAUGGUUCAGAGAACGAUAUCGAGUCAGAUAUAGAAAGAUCACUGAAGCAACUACAGCAAGUAAAUUCUCAAAUGCAAACUUGGGUAUCAUCAGGAGGUUCCGAAGUUCUUUCUCAUACACUGACUCGCCAUAUGGAGAUUUUGCAAGACCUUACUCAGGAAUUCUAUCGGCUUCGAUCAAGCCUCAGAGUGAAGCAACAACAUGCCUCCCUCCUUGACUUGAGAGAUUUUGACAGAGCAAAGUUUGAUGCUGAAGAGGCAUCAGACUCAGCUGAUCAAGCUCUUCUCCGAGAACAAGCUGCAAUUAGCAGGAGUUCUGGACAGAUGGAUAAUGUUAUAUCACAAGCCCAAGCAACACUAGGUUCCCUCAUGACUCAACGAUCAACAUUUGGUGGCAUUACUACAAAGAUAAGCAACGUUAGCAGCCGACUUCCUACGAUUAACCAUGUCCUCGCGUCCAUCAGAAGAAAGAAAUCUAUGGACACCAUCAUUCUUUCGCUCGUCGCGUCUGUGUGCGCGUUUCUUAUUUUCAUCUACUGGCUGUCAAAAUAGGUUUGUGAGAGUAAAGGCAUUACAUUGUUGUAAGUUUGGGGUCACGUACCAGUACAGAUAAUCUUGAUUGGUGUUUGUACAAUAUUGGUUGAUUCAAUGUUAUUACGAUUCGGUCUUGCUGUA